AUUUGAUUGGCUGAUCUCAAGGUCUUCUCAAGUUUGCUAGUUUGACUUACAUCUACUGGAUAGCUCCGUGGGAAACUGGAUUCACCGAAAGCUUGGUUUGCUACGUUAUUGCUUGUGUUUUUAGCUUGUAUCAUCAUAGUGGACGAUACGAUAUUAUAUGGACGAACUUCAUGCGAGUUUAUGUGGCCUUGUGGAUGUCCACCUACUUUUUGGGGUUAUAGAUAUAACAAACUUCAUAUGAAGUUUUUAAAUUAGUGUGAGGAAUUAGGAAGGCUAAGAAAUUCAGCUAGGGUUUUCACCACGAAUUUACAUCAAAUAGAGUACCGAGAUUCUAUUUAACCGCUAUGUUGAAUUCAUUUUGCGCUAGAAUCUAUACAUAAAUCCGACCACUUGAGUUUUACUUCACCGUUGUUUCACCAUUUAUUUUAUCUUCCAGGUUGUUUCCACUUCAAAAAUGUUAGUGGGUUUGUUUAGUAAUUUGAUACAUAAACCUGAAGUUCUGUGUCGAAAACCAAUUUUUCAUUUUGUGAAUGUUCGGAAAUGUCUAUACAGCACUGAUCAAGAUGAUAUACCGUUUCAUCUCAUGGUUGAAGGUUAUUAUGAUAAGGCUUCAGCCCUUGUUGAACAAAAUUUGAUAUCAAAACUUCAGUCAAAAGCGCCAGAUAAUGAAAAAACAAAGAUUGUUAAAGGAACGCUUAACAUAAUUCGGCCACCUACUCACAUUUUCGAGGUUAACUUUCCCCAUAAAGCUGAUGACGGAACGUUCAAGAUUAUUCAGGGCUUUAGAGCUCAACAUAGUGUGCACAGGCGACCCACUAAGGGUGGCAUUCGGUAUAGUAUGGACGUAUGCAGAGAAGAAGUCAUGGCUCUUGCUGCUCUGAUGACCUAUAAAUGUGCGGUCGUAGAUGUUCCGUUUGGUGGCGCCAAAGGGGGAAUUAAGAUAAAUCCCAAAGACCACUCUCCGGCAGAAUUAGAAAGGAUAACCCGUCGGUUUGCUCUUGAGUUGGCAAAACAAGGAUUUCUUGGUCCUGGAACUGAUGUUCCUGCUCCGGAUAUGGGGACUGGACCCCGGGAGAUGAGUUGGAUCGCGGAUACGUAUGCAAACACCGUUGGUCACAACGAUAUGCACAGUCAUGCUUGUGUAACAGGAAAGUCUAUCGCUAUGGGUGGUAUUCACGGUCGCAUUUCCGCAACAGGACGCGGGGUUUAUCAUGGGAUAGACAACUUCUUAAAUAACACAAAAUAUGCAGAUGCUAUCGGUUUAUCCCCAGGGCUGAAGGACAAAACUUUCAUUGUUCAGGGAUUCGGAAAUGUUGGUUUGCAUACAAUGCGUUAUCUUGUACGAGCUGGUGCAAAAUGUAUUGGUAUUGCUGAAAUCGACGGACAGAUUUACAACGCAGAUGGUAUAGACCCACGAGAACUCGAAGAUUGGCAAAUCGCAAAUGGUACGAUUGUUGGCUUUCCAUGUGCAAAACCAUAUACAAAAGGUUCUCUUCUUUUCGAAGAUUGUGAUAUUCUUAUUCCUGCGGCAAAUGAAAAGCAAAUCCAUAGUGGCAACGCCGAUAAGAUCAGAGCAAAAUUAAUUGGGGAGGGUGCAAAUGGUCCCACCACACCAAAAGCUGAUAAAAUACUGCGGGAGAAGAAUAAGCUGGUUAUUCCAGAUUUGUAUCUAAAUGCCGGUGGUGUUACUGUCUCGUAUUUUGAAUGGCUUAAAAAUUUAAAUCACGUGAGCUAUGGUCGACUAACCUUUAAGUACGAACGAGAUUCCAACUAUCAGUUACUAAAUAGUGUACAACAGUCUCUAGAGAAGAAGUUCGCUGACAAAAUACCGAUAACACCAUCCGAAGAUUUUCAGCUUCGCAUUGCGGGGGCAUCUGAACGCGAUAUUGUUCACUCUGGUCUGGAGUAUACUAUGGAGCGAUCUGCUAAGCGCAUCAUGAAUAUUGCAAAUACCUACAACCUUGGAUUAGAUGUUCGUACAGCUGCAUAUAUCAGUGCGAUUGAAAAAAUAUACAAUGUCUACCUGGAAUCUGGCUUUGUCUUCACUUAAAUGUCUUGUGCAACUUCAUGUCUUUGUGGUCGAUAUUGCAAUUACGGCAUAACAAAAAGGAAUUAAAUAUUAUUUGUAUCAAUAUAAGAUAUUCAACUGGCAGUUCUUUUAUGUAAUCAAAAUAAAAUAUGUUUUAUAGGUAUUGGAAG
This is a messenger RNA of Schistosoma spindalis, 2199 nucleotides long. The record is from the annotation of a GenBank genome assembly. Lineage: Eukaryota; Metazoa; Platyhelminthes; Trematoda; Strigeidida; Schistosomatidae.